Messenger RNA from Meira miltonrushii, 2786 nucleotides. RefSeq lists its product as uncharacterized. NCBI's taxonomy places the organism in Eukaryota, Fungi, Basidiomycota, Exobasidiomycetes, Exobasidiales, Brachybasidiaceae. The record is from RefSeq and is a predicted model, not a curated record. Gene Ontology annotation, biological process: DNA replication. Bases 496 to 2520 code for a protein of 674 amino acids. The transcript has a single exon. Gene Ontology annotation, cellular component: nucleus; nuclear origin of replication recognition complex. Gene Ontology annotation, molecular function: DNA replication origin binding.
CAGGUGCGAUUGGAUUGUUGGCAAAAUUGGAUGAACGUGCAGGUAGAAUAUUGAGUCAAUUGGAAGUUAAAAUUGCUGAUUCAUUUAAGCCAAUCGGAGAAAUUGCAACAGAAAGUUAUCGAACUUUACGUACAGAUCAUCGAACGCAACCUUCUGCUGGCUUUAUCGAUGGAAUUGCAUUGUGUAAUGCUUUUGAUCCAUUGAACAAUGAGGCAAGAGUUGCACUCAUUCGUAGAGGUCGCUUACCCAUCGAUGCUGAUUUGGAUGAAGUCAAUAAUCUUGUAGAAUCACUUCAGAGACUAUCAUAAGCAGUAGCAGUAGCAGUAGGCUCGCUAGAAUUGAAUGAAUUGAUCCAAAGCUGGAGAACAACACUUGUGCAUUUUAACGCGUAAGCGCACAGACUUGAGUUGGUGUCUGUGUGUUGUUUCUUCUGAAUUGGAAGAAUGUUUAGAUGUACUUUACAACCAUCAACCUCUGGGCACACAAAGAAAGAGGAUGAAUGAGACAGAAGUAUCAAGCGAUGAAGAGUUGGAGUAUAGCUCUUUAUCAAGUUUGAGCGAAGAGGAUGUAGAAGAUGAAGAAGAGGACGAGGAAUUGGAGGAUGAAGAAGAAGAUGAGAACGGCGCUGGACCUAGCAUCCGAUAUGCAAACAAAGUAGCCAUCACGCCAAGAAAGAAUAAUGGAGAAAGCUCAAAUGGCAGACCUAUGCGAAGAUCUGCGGCAGCUGCAAGUAAUGCUUGGUUAGGAUCAAGGGAAGCAGCUAGACGUCAAAGGGAAGAAAGCUCGAUAGACGCAAACGAAGAGAGAGCAGAAGGAACGCCAAAGAAAAGAGGAAGGCCACCACUCUCAUCCACUUCUACGCCAACAAAGAGAGCAGAUGAAGCGGCUACUGAUACACUAAGGAAGAGAGGCAAGCCACCUCUAAUGUCCAGUCCAGCAAAAGGAGGGGUUGAGGUAGAAGUAUCCACACCCAAGAAACGAGGAAGACCACCGCUAAACUCGACGCCCUCAAAGAAGGAUUUAGUAGCUGAGGGCUCUGAAGGAUUGGAACUAACACCCAGAAAACGAGGAAGGCCACCAUUAGGCACAACAACGCCUCGCAAAGAAGUUGGAAUUGAAGAUACGCCAAGGAAGAGAGGAAGGCCACCUCUUUCAUCAAAACAUGAUGAGGACGAAUCGAGAAAUCCAUUCACAACUGGUACCGAUGGUUCAAUGAUCAGACCUUCAUCCUCUGAUGCAUAUUUCGUGAACCAUGCAACACGGGCUACAUCAUCUGCUCGUCUACGCACCUCAGAUAAUCUCAUCAGCAGAGAUAUCUCAGCAUUGGCGCCAAGGACAAUCGUUAGUAUGACAAAAAGAUUAGCAAAAGUUGUUGAAAGCAACAUGGAUGACAAAGGUAAAGAAGGAUCUUUGCAAGUCUCUUUCCCAACAAUUGUACCGUUGAGCAAAUUUGAUGAUUUUCAUCAGCAUUGGUGGUCUCUACUACAAAGCACUUCUCGACCGCUCUUGUUUUACGGUAUUGGAUCAAAAAGAGCACCUUUACAGCGCUUUGCUCAUUCUAUGGCCCAGACGGGCCGAUGUAGCGUCAUUGUCAUUCGUGGAGAUGCAGGCGGAAAGGUGGAGGAAGCCAUACAAGAGAUGGAAAGAACCUUAUCGAUUUCGCCCUAUUCUGAUAUUUCUCGAUUACAAAGGGCUAUGUCGGCCAAUGCAAUGGAAGCGAGGGUGUUGUACUUACUCAAAGUUCUUGAGAGGACACAAUCUGAAGCUUCAUCAAAAACCCCUCCAGCUUUCAUGUUGAUGCUGCAUACUAUCGAUUCACCGGCUUUGCUACAAGAGCGUUCGAUGCGAUUGUUGGGCCUUUUGUGUACAUCUCCUUACAUCCAUGUAUGUGCGGAUACUAUACAUUUCAAUGUUGCCUCUUUGGCCGGAUUGGAUGAGAAUCUACCAUGGCUAUGGAUCGAUCUUACGACUUACAUUCCAAUCCUUGAUGAGAUCAUCGGAGAAAGAGGUGCGGGAAUCGGACGCACGAUUGGUUUACCACCUGUAUUGGAUAUCCGUAGAGCAGGUGCUGAUAGUGAUGUUGCUGUUUUAGCAAUGGAUCACAACAGAGUAGGACAAUCACAGCUUACUGCCAGAAAUGGGACAGGAGCAGAUCAAGAUACUCCUGCUGUUGGUCCGAUCACCCUUUUGUCCGAUCGUGCAGCGAUUCAUAUUUUGAGAAGUGUUACGUUCAAGGCUCGCGGACUUUUUCUGCUUUUGGGCGGUAGAUUGAUCAAUACAUCAAAAAGCACAACACAACUUACCGCGGACACGGAAGAAUUAAAAGCGAUCACUUAUGACGAUUUAUCCGAAUUGGCGAGGAACAAUUUUCUGGCAAUGACGCCUGAUGCUUUACGUGCCCUACUUGUUGAAUUCACAUCUCACGGGUUGGUAUCGAUUGUGGAUAAUCGAGUGCAAAUCGCUUUGACAAAGUCCGAUUUACAGCAUGUGAUCGAUUCAUUCUCGAAGCAGGCGGACUAAAGGGGGUAAUGAUUAAGAUAUAGGAGCUGACUUGUUUUGUAUUAUAUUUGUAGCCAUUUCCAAAGCAUUUGUAAUAUCAUCACUAUUGAUCUUUUUUGCCAGAGUCAAACCAAGCUACGAUAAAGAGUAUACACCAGAACGGUUGCUCCUAAUUGAAGAAUCAUGAUGCAGGGUGUAAAUAGGUGAUCUUCAAAAUCACCUCAUUUCACGCGUAUUUGUGGGGGGUAUAAGAAGAGAGCUAAAGUGUGUGUGUGUGUGUGUGUGUG